GGGCUCAGGGCUGGGCCAGGAGCGAUGAGCCCUGUAGGACAUCCUGGAGGAGCCGGAGAGGAGCAGGAAGGUGACUGGGUGGCUCACCCAGUCGGGCCCCUGUCUGCCAGCCUCUUCCUAAGGUGCUGGGCUGUCCACACCCUCCCCAAACCUUGGCGCCAGCCACAUUGAGCUGUGGUGACAGCGCCUGAAGACCGGGUCGUUUCCCAAAUCUUAGAGUCAAAGAAGAUCGUACAAGGCUGGGAAGGACCUUUGCCACUCUCCCGUGUAAACACCUCGUUGUUCAGAGGAAGCAACUGAGGCCCAGAGAGCUGGAUCCAGGCCUGGAACCCAGGGCACUGUGGCACCUCCUGCCCUGAGCUGCAGGAGACGGAGGGGGCCACUUCUUCCUCCAGGCAGAACGUAGCUGCAUCCAGCCCACAAAGCUGGGGUUCCCCGCUGUGUGUGGAAGAGAUGGAACAUGGACUUCACAGAACCGGCGACAUAAUCCGUGGGGCCCAGCACAAAAUGAAAAUGCUGAGCCCUUUGUUCAAACAUUACUAAGAAUUUCAAGAUGGCAGCAGCAGAGCAUUAAAUGGCAUGGGGCGCCCUGCAUCUACAGAGGCUGAAAACCGUGGCGUUGGCCCUGCCACGGUGGCAAAAGCGAUACUUAAACUCAACACUCGUCGCUGGUCCUGAAAAAUCAAGUUGUUCGUUCCUCUGCCUUCAUGCCAGCUCCGGGGCACCUGCCUUCCAUAGGACCAUGAGCUGGGACCCCCCCAGGAGAUGCCUUCUGAUGCUACUGAUGGCUUUCAACCUGACCCAGGGUGACCCUGUGAAGCCCUCUCGGGGUUCGCUGUUGACCUGCACGUGUAAGGGCCCACGAUGCAGGGCGCCUACCUGCCAGGGGACCUGGUGCACUGUAGUGCUGGUGCGGGAGGAGGGCAGGCACCCCCAGGAACAUCGGGGCUGUGGGAACUUGCACCCAGAGCUCUGCUGGGCACGCCCCACUGAUGUCGUCAACCACUACUGCUGCUACAGCUCCCUCUGCAACCACAACGUGUCCCUGGAGCUGGAGGCCUACCCAACCCCGGAGCAGCCGCAAGGAGACAGCCAGCUGCCUCUGAUCCUGGGCCCUGUGCUGGCCUUGCUGGCCCUGGUGAUCCUAGGUGCCCUGGGCCUGUGGCAUGUCCGGCGGAGGCAGGAGAAACAUCAGGGCCUGCACAGCGAGCUGGGCGAAUCCAGACUCAUCCUGAAGGCAUCCGAGCAGGGGGACAGCAUGUUGGGGGACUUCCUGGACAGUGACUGCACAACGGGCAGUGGCUCGGGGCUCCCCUUCCUGGUGCAGAGGACGGUGGCACGGCAGGUUGCCCUGGUGGAGUGUGUGGGAAAGGGCCGCUAUGGCGAGGUGUGGCGAGGCCUGUGGCAUGGUGAGAGUGUGGCGGUCAAGAUAUUCUCCUCGAGGGAUGAACAGUCCUGGUUCCGGGAGACUGAGAUCUACAACACAGUGUUGCUCAGACACGACAACAUCCUAGGCUUUAUAGCCUCGGACAUGACUUCCCGCAACUCGAGCACGCAGCUGUGGCUCAUCACCCACUACCACGAGCAUGGCUCGCUCUACGACUUUCUGCAGAGGCAGACGCUGGAGCCGCGCCUGGCCCUGAGGCUGGCCGUGUCCGCGGCCUGCGCCCUGGCGCACCUGCACGUGGAGAUCUUCGGCACUCAGGGCAAACCGGCCAUCGCCCACCGCGACCUCAAGAGCCGCAACGUGCUAGUCAAGAGCAACCUGCAGUGCUGCAUCGCAGACCUGGGCCUGGCUGUGAUGCACUCUCAGGGUAGCGAUUAUCUGGACAUCGGCAACAACCCGCGAGUGGGCACCAAGCGGUACAUGGCCCCCGAGGUGCUGGAUGAGCAGAUCCGCACUGACUGCUUCGAGUCCUACAAGUGGACGGACAUCUGGGCCUUCGGCCUGGUGCUGUGGGAGAUCACCCGCCGGACCAUCGUCAAUGGCAUUGUGGAGGACUAUAAGCCACCCUUCUAUGACGUGGUGCCCAAUGAUCCCAGCUUUGAGGACAUGAAGAAGGUGGUGUGUGUUGACCAGCAGACCCCCACCAUCCACAACAGGCUGGCUGCAGAUCCGGUCCUCUCAGGGGUGACUCAGAUGAUUCGGGAGUGCUGGUAUCCCAACCCCUCCGCCCGCCUCACUGCUCUGCGGAUCAAGAAGACACUACAGAAACUCAGCAACAGCUUCGAGAAGCCCAAAGUGAUCGACUAGCCACAGGCUGACACCUGACUCCCCUCAGCCUGCAGUGUGUGUGGGGGUGGGCGGUAAAUGGUGGUCUGUCUGGGUGGAGGUAGUGUGUGUGUGCUGGAGAGGGGGUGCCCCUCUAGGGGCAGCUGUGCCUGCCCAGCUCUGCCCCCAACCCAUCCAGCCAAAAAUACAGCUGGGCUGAAACCCGAUCUCCCCACUGUCUGGCCUGCUCAGAGCAGCAGGCUCCCUGACGCCUGGCUCUGUCCCCACCUCCAUGCCCUGGGCGCACUCCCUACCACCCAGGACAGAGUGCAAAGGAGGCCCCAGUGCCAGGAUGGCCAAGCCAGGGAAUCCCAGUCUCUUGGGCCCAGAGCCUGGUCCUGCACUUUACUCCCUGCCCUCGGUCAACCCCCCUGCCCUCCCAGAGCUGCCACGGGGCACAGGGCCCCGUCCAGCCUUCCGUAGACACCCUGCCCUGCCAGGCCCUCGCCUCUGGCCAAGCCCCAGACACCCAUGAGUUUGUAUCUUAGCUCCAUGAUGCCUUGGGCCUCUGUCUCCUGGACAAGAUCCCUGCUAGCUGCCUACCAGCUGCCCGAGAGAGCUGGGGCCUAUCCUGGGCCCCUCCUCUAUCCCCAUCCUAGCUGACCUAUUGGGGCAUUAAAACCAAGGAGCCCUGCUGUGGGUGUGGCAGUGUCAUAGGCCGUUGGAGAAGUGGCAGGUCAGGUGGGUAAGGCCCAGGACUUUCAGAAUGACUGAGAGACACGGAGGCCACGCAUGGCUGGGGAAGGGCCCAGAUGGGAGCCGGAGACCCAGGCUCUGGUCCCGGAUGCUUGCUGAGUGACAAGAAUGAGCCUUCACUGUCCCAGCACCUGGUUCUUAUCUGCACAUUGAAAGAGCUGGUCCUGACGUCCUCUGGGGCUUUUCAGCUCUAAUUUUCUUCCCAAGGCCAUCCUGUUCAAACUCCGUUCCUAGUGCCUUCUACUUAUGCCCCAGCCCCUAGGGAGGCUACCCUAGGCAGGCUAUUUGCCCCAAGAUGGGGCUGUGAAAAUAACCUUAUCUGAGGCCAGGUGUGGCUAGGAUGCCUCCUAGUCUAAUUCUCUGGGCUCCAGCUCCUGCCAGUGGCCAUCCUUGGGCUCAGACAGUCCCUGGCCUUUUGGUAGGCAAGCCAGCCUUAGCCCCCUCUGUGGCUUUGCCUUCUCUACCCAGAGCUGAGAGGGGUGAGGCUGGCUUCCUGCAGGGCCUCCAAGGCUCAGAAGAAAUCUGACUCCAGCCAAUAAGCCUCUAGCACCCAGGUUCCUGCUCCCCACUGCCCCUUGGGGCCUGGGCCACACCCCAGAAAGUGUGUGCCUAGAAAGAACCUGAUGGUUGUCGAGAAACACAGGGAAACUUUGGUGUUUGGAAGUCAAGGGUGUGUGUCCCUGCACUGAGGAGGUUACCCUAGGCAGGUGGAUGGGCUGGGGGAUUGUGGGGGCGGGGGUGGGGCUCAUGCUAGGGACAGGACAGCCCCAAAUUUGGGAAGACCUGAGCUUACAGCCCCCAGCCCUUGGGGCAGGGGGAGAGGAACCCUCCGUUCCUACAGGAGGGGAAGAAAACAGCCUCCUGCUGUAAAUGACCCAGCGCAACCUCCCAGGCCAGCCCCUUCCACCAUCACCCAGGGCACUUUCCCAGGCCUGCUCCCAGCAUUGUGCAAGGUCCUGGGGGAGAACCAGGAAGUGAAACUGGGUGAAAACAGAAAGCUAGAUGGACCUGAUGGGUUCCCAGAUCAUCACGGGGCAGCUUGCUUCGUGUCUCCUCAUCGCUGGAACCCACCCAGCCCGGGAAUCAGUCCUGCCCUGAAAGAUUCUCUCUCGUGAAUUUAGGGACCAAAAGGCGCCUUCGGAGACUCCACAGCCAGAAACUGAAGGCAGCAGCUCCUCACAGCCUAGAAAAUCCCUGAGAGGAGAAGGUCUGAGGCAGGAGGUGGAGUGACAGGGGGAGGGUUGAGAAAAAGGGGCCAGGCUGGGAAGUGAGCACUGGUGAGCUGUGUGCAUAAUGCUUCUGCCUGAGAGCGGGAAGGUGGGCCAGGUCAAAAUUAGUCUCCUACCUGGAGAUAUUGUUUGUGAGAGCACUUAGCUGGUGCUUAGCACAUAGUAGGUCCUCAAUAAAACCGUGGUUGAAUCCUGA
Messenger RNA from Myotis lucifugus (little brown bat), 4393 nucleotides. RefSeq names its product activin A receptor like type 1 (gene ACVRL1). Lineage: Eukaryota; Metazoa; Chordata; Mammalia; Chiroptera; Vespertilionidae. Gene Ontology annotation, biological process: cellular response to growth factor stimulus; BMP signaling pathway; transforming growth factor beta receptor signaling pathway. Gene Ontology annotation, molecular function: SMAD binding; transforming growth factor beta receptor activity, type I; ATP binding. Gene Ontology annotation, cellular component: plasma membrane; BMP receptor complex. The coding region runs from base 575 to 2254 and encodes 559 amino acids. The transcript has 11 exons. The record is from RefSeq and is a predicted model, not a curated record.